Coregonus clupeaformis (lake whitefish) is the source of this 1609-nucleotide messenger RNA. Its product is annotated as gap junction beta-2 protein-like. The record is from RefSeq and is a predicted model, not a curated record. NCBI's taxonomy places the organism in Eukaryota, Metazoa, Chordata, Actinopteri, Salmoniformes, Salmonidae. The transcript has 3 exons. Gene Ontology annotation, biological process: cell communication. Gene Ontology annotation, cellular component: connexin complex. The coding region runs from base 356 to 1183 and encodes 275 amino acids.
UGCACAUCAGCCAACAUCUAUGGCUUUUGUGUUUCUUAUACAUAGGAACAUCAGCUCAAGACUCACUCAAACUGCACUUGAACUUGUUGUCGCUCCAGAUUUCAGCUCCGCCCCGAAACUGAUGUCACGUAGGUGAAUCCACAAGUUCAGGUGCGUCUCUGCGAGUGCUCAGAGCACAUCAGUUCAAUUCAGCCGUAAAUCAAUGGUCUGCGUCUCACCCUAGACUGUCUCUCCCUGGAACUCUGUUUGAUCUGACCAUGGCAGAGUGAACCAAGUAGAAUAACUUCAUGGAGGUUCCCUGAAACACAGGAGAAAAGGGUAGAGGUGUGUGUUCUGGGCCAGAGGAGCAGGAGAGAUGACCUGGGGGACCCUGUACACCCAGCUGGCUGGUGUGAACCGCCACUCCACCAGCCUGGGGAAGGUGUGGCUGUCUGUCCUCUUCAUCUUCCGGGUCACCGUGCUGGUCCUGGCGGCCGAGAGCGUCUGGGGGGACGAACAGAGCGACUUUGUCUGCAACACCCUGCAGCCGGGCUGCGAGAACGUCUGCUAUGACCACUUCUUCCCCGUGUCCCACAUCCGGCUCUGGUGCCUGCAGCUUGUCUUCGUCUCCACGCCCGCUCUCCUCGUCGCCAUGUACGUGGCCUACCGUAAUCACGGCGACAAACGGCAGGUCCUGCAGCAGGGUUCAGUCGGGGGGCGUUGCCGCAGCGACAAGGCCCAGGCAGCCCAGGAGGCGGAGCUAGAGAGCCUAAGGAGGCGGAGGCUGCCGAUCGCCGGGCCACUGUGGUGGACAUACGCCUGUAGUCUGGUCUUCCGCCUGCUGUUCGAGGGAGGCUUCAUGUAUGCGCUAUACGUGUUGUACGACGGCUUCCAGAUGCCCAGGCUGGUCCAGUGUGACCAGUGGCCCUGUCCCAACCUGGUGGACUGCUUUGUCUCCCGCCCCACAGAAAAAACCAUCUUCACCGUCUUCAUGGCCACCUCCUCCUGCGUCUGUAUGGCACUCAACAUGGCCGAACUGGCCUACCUGGUCGCCAAGGCCAUCGCUCGGUGCCUGUCGUCACGGCGCAGAGGGGGGAAACAGAAAGGGAAGGGUGCAAACUGUUCCUCAACCUCCUCCAAAGACAAGAAUGAGAAGUUGUUGCCGUCCUCUUCGUCUGGGUCCACCUGCAGCAAGGCGGUGUGAGGACGGGGGAGCUAUAGACAUAGUGUACAUAUACACACGCAGACAUGCAAAACAUAAGUAGCCUAUAGUACACACACACACACACCGAAUCACAAAUAUGUGUAAAUACUGUGUAGUCCACUCCAGACAUGCACAGAAGCUCUCCUUCCCUGCUUCAGUCACUGGAGUAACUACGCCAUCUAGUGGCCAAUAUUCACACACGCCCACUGACCCCUCGCAGGCAAAGACAUAGGCCUACAAACAGACAGACAGACAGACAGACAGACAGACAGACAGACAGACAGACAGACAGACAGACAGACAGUUUGUAUAGCUCCUAUGGAAUUGUGAUGUUGGUAAUGAAGAGAUAACAUUGUAAAUACACUGACAAUGGAAUUCGCAGAAUCACAGUAGAGUACUAUGAGUAAACGCUUAUGCAAUGACCUA